Echinostoma caproni is the source of this 954-nucleotide messenger RNA. The record is from the annotation of a GenBank genome assembly. Lineage: Eukaryota; Metazoa; Platyhelminthes; Trematoda; Plagiorchiida; Echinostomatidae.
AUGCGACUGAAUCAGAAAACACCAUCCAGAACGCCUUCCAGAUUACCUCUAACUCCAUGCCGUAAAGAGGCAGAUCACAGUCAACGAAAAACUCCUGGACACAACAGCAAAACCUCAGGGGCAGGAGUGAAGUCGUUGUUGGAGAACGAAGGGGACAGAUUCAUUCCGAAUCGUAAAUCCACUGAUCUUACCCGUGCACAACACGCAAUAAAGAAUGAUGCGGAAAAUAUUGGCCCAGAAGAUGCUGCUUACCAUCGCGCUACUACAGAAUGCUUAAAUUCCGGUGACAUCGGAGGAAGUCGAAUCCUUCGGUUCAAAUCUGACGUGCGCGAAAUUAUUACCAGUAUGCCCAAAGGGCCAAUCGCUUCACCCCCGAAAAAAUUGACGAGUCAGCGGUCCAUCCCACGUGUUCCCGAGAAAGUUUUAGAUGCUCCAGAUAUUUUGGAUGACUUCUAUCUGAACAUCCUGGAUUGGUCCGUGGACAAUAUUUUGGCUAUCGCUUUGAAUCAAGAAGUAUACCUGUGGAAUGCAUCCACAGGGGAUAUUACUUGUCUCAUGUCAGCUGGAUUGGAGGGCGAGUAUGUGAGUAGCAUCUCAUGGUCCCCCGAAGUACCGCACGUGUUAGCAGUGGGUCUGAGUGCCGGUCGAGUGCAGCUGUGGAAUGCUUCAACCCAGUCGCUUUUGCGCACGAUGCGUCUCGGGGAUGUCAGCGCGGGUGGUCGAGUUCCUGUUGUCGCUUGGCGUGAGCAUGUGGUCACAAGCGGAUCACGCUCCGGACAUAUUCGGCAACACGACACUCGUGUGGCAAGACAUGAGGUUGGUGUCAGCGAUUUCCAUACGCAGGUUAGUAUCUUUUCUCGAAAAAACAAAGAUCCAUUAGCAUCCUUCAAACUUAAACAUGAUCAUGAUACUAACUGUGGCAUGAUGCUUUUGUAUUCAUUAUAUCAAGACUGA